Molecule: messenger RNA, 833 nt
Organism: Brassica napus (rape)
Lineage: Eukaryota; Viridiplantae; Streptophyta; Magnoliopsida; Brassicales; Brassicaceae
Exons: 1
Coding region: 61-639 (192 amino acids)
Source: RefSeq, a predicted model, not a curated record
UCUUGACAUCCUUCUACUACAGUUAUUUUUAGUUAAGAGUCAUAUAUAGAGCAAGCAAGUAUGGAUCAUGUUGUGUGCAAGCAAGUUCAACCACUAGCUAGGAAAGGGAAGAAGAAACAUAAUGGUAAAGAUGAAUUCGAUCGUGUCAAACAAGCUGAGAAGAAGAAGAGACGUCUUGAGAAAGCUCUUGCUACUUCUGCAGCCAUCCGGGCUGAGCUGGAAAAGAAGAAGCAGAAGAAACUUGAAGAGCAACAGAGGUUAGAUGAAGAAGGUGCUGCAAUAGCAGAGGCUGCUGCUCUGCACGUCCUACUGGGCGAAGAUUCUGACGAUGCUUUAAUGCUUGGAGAGGUAAACUGUAACAAGAUUGAUCUGUUUAGAGGUGAAAGAACAAACUAUGUUCCUCGCCAGAGUUGCGCAAGCUAUGCGGUUCAAGGAGGGAUUGGGUUUCAGACGAACGUUUAUGGACGUGGAGAUAGUAACUGGUCUGUGCCAUACAAUCCAUCCAUGAGGGGUGCUUGGGAGAGCAACAACGUGGGAAUAUCUGCAGAUUUGAUUGCUGCUCAGGCUGUCUCGUCUCUGCACAUAUCUGAGAACAAUGAUAGGAACGCUUUUGUCUUCAAUAGGAUGUUUCAGGGAUGAUAAUUUGGCAUCAUGAUGCCAAAUUCAGCUGCUAUUAUUACUUAAUUCGCAUGUUAUUUAUUCUGCUUUCUUUUCUUGUAGCACUGCAAAGUGCGUUCUGAGUUGUAUACAUCAAUACCCAAUGUCAUACCUCAUUUGUAACUAGUUCUGUCACAUUUUCAAAGCAGUAUGAAUAUGUUGAGACUUGCCAUUAA